AUUAAAUGCACUCCAUAGUUGGUUGAACCCUCAGUCUCGCUCCUUUGGCAAUAUUAGUGUAUUUUGGCCAGCAGCUAUGGCUGCGUUAGGUUCUUCACUCCUCAGACAAAGACAUCUACAUCACGGCCGGGUCGGCAUAAUGCUGCGCCCAGUAAUCGUUGCACAGCUUGGACUUAGGUCGAUUUUGCGGCCGACACAGGCUAUUGUUUGCCCGAUGAGGGUUUACACGCGGAAAGGGUCGGCGUUUCCACGAAGACACCGACGUAGCGGAAGGCAGCUCGUUGUGCGAGCUGUAGCCAUGGUUAAUGUGGAUUUUGCAAGUCCAUCGCUUUUGCUCGGUACCAUGUUGAUUGGGUGCGGAGUUCUCCUCCUCAAUCUUCGAAAUUUCCAAAACAAGGUAUCGCGAGACGCAGAUAUUGUUGUGGCGGCGAUGGUCAGCAUUGUUGGCAGCACGCUCAUCUUCCAGGGUUGGCGCCUGGAUCCCCUUCUGCUCCUCUGCCAGGCAUUGACCACAUCGGUUGCCUUCUGGUAUGGGCUGGAGACGUUUCGGCUACGGUCAAAGGAGGCGGAUACGCCGCCGCCGCAACUACCGCCAGGCGUCGGACCGCCAGAUGCCGCACCGCAAGAUUUCCUACAGCAAGCCGCUGCCGCAGCAGCGCAACAGCAGCAGCAGCAGCAGCAACAAUAUUACCAAGCCGGCCCGGGGUUCCCGCCCCCUGGCUCGGGAUUGCCGUACCUGCCGCCCGGGAACGAGUCGUACUACCCAUGGGGAAACCCGUCGGACGCCGCGGCGUCGACGUCAGACCAAGCGACCGGACCGUACGGCGAAACCAUCCAAUACGACUAUUACGGCAAUCCCAUCAUGCAGCAGCAGCAGGAACCAGUGUACAGUGGCAGGGGUUACAGCAAUGUAACGUUCGGGGGGGCAAUGUACGGCGCGCCCGGGGAUCCGUACAGCCGCAUAGGGGAGGGUAGCGACAGCGCGUACGGCGGUAGUGGCAUGUACGGCGCUGCUGGCGCUCCUGAAAGCAGCGGGUAUGACACGAGUGGCUCGACUGCAGGGAGCCCGGGGCCGUCGUACGCCGGUCCUUUUUCCGGCCCGGCGGCGCCGCCGCCACCACCUGGCGUGUCCCAGACGUCCGCACAGCCUUUUGACGGCUCUGGGCCUGGGGCCCCGGGGCCUCUUGGGCCUUAUGGGAGGACACCGGGGUUUCUGUACGACAGAGGUUUCGGCGCAGGCUCCUUGUCCGACGGCGGGCCCUGGGGUCCCGAUGCAGCUCCUCCGGCGGCGGCGGCGGCGGCGGAAGGGGGAGCUGCUGGCGGGCAGCAACCUAGCGGCGGCGUUAGCGGCAGUGGUAUUGGCGGCGGCGGUGUCGCGCGGGGGAGAGGCGCCAGCCGUCUCGAGUUGUACGAACAACAGCAGCACCACGUGGUGGCAACCGGCAACCAAGCAUUGCAGUCAGUCGUGCAAUGGAUGGCCCAGUUGCGGCCUCUCCGCCUUUUAGGCAACAUGACCAUCAUCAUGAUCAUCAUCGUGCAGCUGGCCAACGCAGCGUUGUUGCUAAGUACACGGCCGCCAGGUUGCGAUCCCCUAAUCAUCGCGCCGCCACUGCAAGCUGCCUACGCGCACCACCGCGCAUCCGCCAACUACAUGCUCUCGUACCGCCUUCAGUUCAGCGGGCCGUUGAUGCGGCCACUUGCUAACACCACUGCCGCGAGGCCGUUACGCGCAUGUUAUCGCCCAUGGAGUCGAGAGUUAUAUGCUUAUUUGUCCGAAAUGAUGAGCGUCACAUCCUAUUAUCGUGCUACUUCAGGCGCCCCAUCUAAGCAAAUGGAUGAUAAGUGCCGGCGACUCCUUGCCUCUGAUAUAGGAGCAGAGGAGAGCCAACUCAAGCAGGCUGAUUCAUUCUUCGUGAUACCAGGGUUUGUCCACCAGUCGAGCCUCAUAUCGGAAGGUAGCGCUGAGUCUGGGUCAUCAACGUCCGGACGUUGCCUGCACUGCACUUCUUUGCCGUGGAUUGAGGGACGGAACGCAAGGCAGUGGUCAGCCCAUGGACUUUCGGUGCCCUCCGAAAGCAUUCCCCAGCUUGACGUGGAGGUGUAUAGAUUGAAGAUGAUGACAUUUGCUACUUACCUAAAUGUUUACCUUUUUUCUGUUUUACAUGCUUUUGCUGCUGCUGCCAGCUGGGUGCAGCUCUCAGCAAGCAGCAUGUUGACCACAUGUCCCCCGUUGAACAUGGGGCAAACGGGGGUUAAAGCAGGCGGCAGAGGAAAUUUCAAAGUGACAGCGCGCACAUGUGUGGCUCUUUGCGUCUCUGUGUGCGGGCAUUCAGUCGAAAGAAUUAAGCAGUAUAAAGCCGAUGAGAAGCACGACAUGCGCGAUGUCGUCCGAUUUGCG
Messenger RNA from Volvox carteri f. nagariensis, 2398 nucleotides. RefSeq lists its product as uncharacterized. The transcript is spliced from 11 exons. The annotation marks the transcript as partial. The record is from RefSeq and is a predicted model, not a curated record. Lineage: Eukaryota; Viridiplantae; Chlorophyta; Chlorophyceae; Chlamydomonadales; Volvocaceae.